UGGAAUCCCAGUUACUCAGGAGGCUGAGGCAGGAAGAUCGCAAAUUCGAGAACAACCUUGGCAACUUAGUGAUUCUUCCAGCUGCCGGCUGUGAUGACUAUCUCAAAAUAAAAAAAUAAAAUGCAAAUGUUUCCCCACGUGUGGCAAUCCCUGGGACACUCCUUCUCAAUUAUUGAGAACUUCUAGUAUGGAGGUCCUGAAGUUCAUCAGACCCAUCUCCCAAACAGCCGGGUCUGAGCGACUUGCUGAGGCUCCAAUCGCACUGGGAACAGCACUGCACCUCUGUUUUAACAGAGCUGUAAUUAUUUGUUUGCAUAUUUGCUCCUCCCACCGGGGGUGUGACUUCUUGCCCCUUCAAGGUCUGAAGAUGGAGACUGUCUUCUUGUCCCAGUGCAUGCCCAGCCCCUGCCUUCCAAGUUGGCACCUCUCCCAGACCUCUGUGGGAAGAGCCACAGCCCCAUCCCUCCAACCUCAGGAGAAGAGAAGCCGCAGCCUGAUGGUGAGCCGAAUGGGCUGGGGGGGGAGCAGGGGGCGGCUGGGGCACUGGGGCGAGCUGGGGCCUGGCUCAGUGCCCCUGCUCCCUGUGCCCCUGCUGCCCCCUACUCCUCCACGUCGAGGACCUGGGGGAGGGAGGGUCUCCUUCUUCUCUCUGUCCCCUACCCCUCGUCCAAGAAGCUCCUUCUCCUCACCAUUGCCUCCUGCCCUGGGGUCCUCCUGCCCAGUGCUGCAGGGGACAGAGGCCUCUCAGCCUGGCCACAGUGCCCUCCCCAUCCCAGCUACCCCCCCAACACAGGCAAGACCUGCAUCGACACCGGCAUUUGCUUCCUCCUCCUGGGGAUCCCACUCCACCCCACCCCUGGCCUCUGUCACUCCCCCUCCCUCACGCCGGUGCCCCCAGGACCCUCCUGGGCUGCGGAUAGGCCUUCUGAUCCCUGAGCAGGAUUAUGAGCGGCUGGAGGACUGUGACCCUGAGGGGUCCCAAGACUCACCCCUCCAAGGGGAGGAGCAGCAGCCCCUACUUCAUGUGCCUGAAGGGCUCCGGGGCUCCUGGCACCACAUUCAGAACCUGGACAGCUUCUUCACCAAGAUCUACAGCUACCACCAGCGAAGUGGCUUUGCCUGCAUCCUGCUGGAGGAUGUCUUCCAGCUGGGACAGUUCAUUUUCAUUGUCGGCUUCACAACCUUCCUUCUUCGAUGUGUGGAUUACAAUGUUCUCUUUGCCAACCAUCCAAAUAACCGCACAAGGCCUGGGCCAUUCCACAGCAAAGUGAGCUUGUCAGAUGCCAUCCUAUCCUCAGCCCAGUGUGCAGAGAGGAUUCAUGCCAGCCCCCUGCUGGUCUUCCUCCUGGUCCUGGCUGCUGGCUUCUGGCUGUUCCAGUUGCUUCGCUCAGUUUGCAACCUCUUCAGCUACUGGGACAUCCAGGUGUUUUACAGGGAGGCUAUGCACAUCCCCCAGGAGGAGCUCAGCUCCGUGCCCUGGGCGGAAGUGCAGUCCCGCCUUCUGGAGCUGCAGAGGAGCGGGGGGCUCUGCGUGCAGCCUCGGCCGCUGACGGAAUUGGACGUCCACCAUCGCAUCCUGCGUUAUACCAACUACCAGGUGGCGUUGGCCAACAAGGGCCUGCUGCCCGCCCGCUGCCCGCUACCCUGGGGAGGCAGUGCGGCUUUCCUCAGCCGCGGCCUGGCCUUCAACAUCGACCUGCUUCUCUUCCGUGGUCCCUUUUCGCUCUUCCGUGGUGGCUGGGAGCUGCCUGAUGCCUACAAGCGCAGCGACCAGCGGGGCGCCCUGGCCUCGCGCUUGGGGCGCACAGUGCUGCUGCUGGCUGCCGUGAAUCUGGCGCUGAGCCCUCUCGUGCUGGCCUGGCAGGUGCUACACGCCUUCUACAGUCACGUGGAGCUGCUACGACGCGAGCCCGGCGCGUUCGGGGCGCGCCGCUGGUCCCGCCUGGCGCGCCUGCAGCUGCGCCACUUCAACGAGCUGCCACAUGAAUUGCACGCGCGCCUGGCCCGCGCGUACAGGCCAGCAAUGGCCUUCCUGCGCGCCGCGGAGCCCCCUGCGCCCCUGCGCGCGCUCUUGGCUCGCCAGCUCGUCUUUUUCUCUGGCGCGCUCUUCGCAGCGCUGCUGGUGCUCACCAUUUAUGAUGAGGACGUGCUCGCAGUAGAACACGUACUCACCACCAUGACUGCGCUCGGGGUGACAGCCACCGUGGCCAGGUCUUUCAUUCCGGAAGAGCAGUGCCAGGGGCGUCCCCCGCAGCUCCAGCUGCAGGCCGCCCUGGCGCACAUGCACUACCUCCCAGAGGAUCCCAGCGCUGGCGGCAGGGCCAGUGCCUACGGGCAGAUGGCGCAGCUACUGCAAUACCGAGCGGUCUCUCUCCUGGAGGAGCUCCUGUCCCCACUCCUCACCCCGCUGUUUCUGCUUUUCUGGUUUCGCCCUCGUGCAUUGGAGAUUAUUGACUUUUUUCAUCACUUCACUGUGGAUGUAGCUGGGGUUGGGGACAUCUGUUCAUUUGCCCUUAUGGAUGUGAAGCGCCAUGGCCACCCUCAGUGGCUCUCGGAGGGACAGACAGAAGCCUCCCUGUCUCAGCGUGCAGAGGAUGGAAAGACUGAGCUCUCCUUGAUGCGCUUCUCGCUGGCACACCCACAAUGGCGUCCACCAGGGAACAGCUCUAAGUUCCUUGGGCACCUUCGGGGCCGGGUACAACAAGAUGCAGCUGCCUGGAGUGCUACCUCCACUCGAAGCCCCCCAACUCCAGGGGUGCUCAGCAACUGCACCUCACCUUUGCCAGAGGCCUUCCUGGCCAACCUCCUGGGGAAUCCGCUUCUACCUCCAAGGGACUUGAGCCCCACAGCCCCCUGCCCAGCUGCCGCCACAGCCAGCCUUCUUGCCUCCAUUUCCCGCAUUGCUCAGGACCCCAGCUGUGUGUCCCCAGGAGGCACUGGGAGCCAGAAGGUGGCCCAGCUCCCAGAGCUUGCUUCUGCUGAGAUGAGUCUCCAUGCCAUCUACCUACACCAGCUUCAUCAGCAGCAGCAGCAGGAACUGUGGGGCGAGGCUUCAGCCUCCUCCCCAUCCAGGCCCUGGUCUAGUCCCUCACAGCCAGCCUCGCCCGAUGAGGAGAAGCCAUCCUGGUCCAGUGAUGGUGAGGAGGCUGGGAUGCAGGGGCAGAUGUUACUAGAUGUUGAACAUCAUGGCACUGCCCAGCUGACGGCUUUUGUCACCAGGCUCCAGUCCUGCCUCCAGUCCCAGACAGCAGUGGGGAACCCAGAGGGUCCGGAAUUUGUUCCAUAGAGGGUUUCAAGAGACCACAGACACCCUGAAGGAGCCUGGCCAGGUCCCCAGCACUGACUGAACAGACUCUUCAGGUUCCUGGCUUCUCCAGCUACAGGAGAUUGUGGAUGGGUGUCAUGGAAGGACACACAGAGCCCUAUAGAUGACAGUCCAGGAUGCUUUAGUUGGGCAGAACCUGGGGGUCAAUAAGGAACUGGCCCCAGAGAACAGGAAGAGUAGGAAAGGAGGCGAUGCCUGUGGUAUGGGGAAACCAGUCUAAGGAAUAGUCCCCACAUAAAGGGGCUAAAGGACAGUGCCCCAACUGGCUGUCUUAGAGCAGUUACCUGGGAAGAAAUUCUCUGAUAACAAGAUGGAGUUCAGGGGCCCAGAUGGAGAUCAGGCUAAGUGUUAGGAAGACAGUGAGGAACGUGGUCUGCAAGGCAGGGGGUUCUUCCCUCUGGGGGAAAGGAGCCUCCCCUUUAGGUUCCCAUAAGACUUGGGGAAAAUGGGGCCUUGUGUGUGGAAAAACUAGGGAGGCCUCAUCUUUUGGACUUCAGCAUUGAGGAAGUAGGUGUGGCUUCUUAUCCUGUGUGAAGUAAGCAGUAAAAAUUGCUCAUAGCUGUUUGACAGUAGUCUCUGGCAUGCCCCACUUCUGGCAGCUGAGGGCUGCAUCUGCUUUCUCAAUAAAGAGCAACAGAACAACACAGGAGAAUUGCCUGUGAUUGGCUGGAAACCAUGGUUUUAGAGUGCUAGGUCACCUGCAGUGUGUAGGACUGGCUGGCAAAGAAUUACCACCCCCACAGCUAAACAAGUUAAAACAAAUCUUGUCUUUUUAUAAUUGUAAUCCAUAGGGAUUGGGUUAGGCAUCUCAUAACAUCUGGCAUGAUGAUCUCAUAACAUCAGUCUCAUGAUACUCUUCAAUAAUAAAUAUUUGAAUGAUUUAGACUUUAAAGGUGACACUCCUUCCUGAGGGGUAAUCUACAGUUCACCUAAAGCACACCAAGGCAGGGAAGCAGUAAGCACACCCCCCCCCCCCCCCAAUACCAUUGCUGGCAGGGGCCUUCUAGAGUUAGGCAGAUUCCUGCCAGAAGCCAGUCUGGAGAGAGAGGAAGAAUUUUUCUUAUUCCCAGAGGAAUAAGGCUGGAUUUCUGCAGCCUUGCAGCAGGUGCUAGAAGGCACCUUUAAGAGGUGUGGGGAAGUGGCUGGCCCUGGUUAACCGACAGUAGUGUGAUAGCCUCUCUCUUUGGGCACUGGAGUGGAAAACCAGAGGGCCAUCAAGGGUAGAGGGUGUCUGAGCCUGGUGGGUCAAAGGCCCAGGGCACUGCGCCCCGCAGCUGUCGCUCCUGCAGGGAAAAGCUCUGGGUGCGUAUGCGGCUUGUCACCUCUUGAGUGCGAAGAGUGAGCCCGAAAAUGUCCUCGUGGUAGCGUUGCUGAUCCUGCGGGAAAAGAGCUCAGGUUAUCAGAACAGGGUUCGAGAACCUAGAGGUUUGCUUGGGACCUGUCCCGGGCCCCGCCCCUUCACCCGGUCAAGCACUGCCCCCGCCCUGGCCCCGGGCCUCGGCCCUUCGCACCCGCAGCACGCCGAUAACGUCACCCGCCUCGUCCAGCUCCAUGUCGCCCUCUGUCGCUAGGAUUCGCUGCACAGUUUGCAGGACGCUGGUUGCCAUGGUGACAUCGCCGCAAACAAACAUAUGGCCCCUCUCGAGGCACAGCACGCGGUGCACCUCAGCAGCCAGCUCAGUCCUCAGGACGUCCUGCACGCUUCAGGCAGCCCCCGCGCCCUCGGGGUCGCGCACCUUGGGGCUGUCGGGUUCCCGGGAGAAGGCGGUGAGGACGCGGCCAAACACCCCGCGCUGCUGGGCGUCUUGCACCUCGUCGCGGUAGAGAUGGUCGAGUUGGGAGCAUCGGCAGCCGAAUACCAGAGUCAUGGGGGCGGGCUGAAGUCCUAGGAGCAACACGGCUUGGGAGGGGCCCUAUUUGGGUGCAGCCCUAGCGACACCGCCCCAUUCGUUGGCCACCUUCGCCCAGACUGACAGCCCAGCAUUUAUGUCGAAAGCAACUACUUUCCUGGCUGUUUGACCUCUAGGGCAAUACGUGACGCUUUCAUAGAGACUUGAAGUCUCUUUACCGAUAAGGAAACCGAUCUCAGGUGGCUGGCCAGUGGUGGAGCCAGGCUAGAACUGGGUCUUCUGACUGGAAACUCCUUGCCCUUUGCGUUGUGACAUUGCAGGUUCCCACAUUCUCCCACUCCUUCAACCUUCUUCUGAGUCACAGCCCCCUUUUGAUUGACACCCCAUGCCCAACCUAAACACUCUGUCACUUCCUUAGGUGAGCCACACCUAGGUGAGCUCUGGCACAGCCCAGAAUCUACCUGGGACAUUCUUUUGCCUUUCGGGUCUCAGCCCAUCCCUUCUUUCUUCUUCUUCUUCUUUUUUUUUUUUUGGUACUGGGGCACUCAACCACUGAGCCACAUCCUCAGCCCCCCCCCUUUUUUUUUUUUAAGAGACAGGGUCUCACUGAGUUGUUUAGCACCUAGCUGUUGCUAAGGCUGCCUUUGAACUUGUGAUCCUCCUGCCCCAGCCUCUUGAGCCUCUGGGAUUACAGGCAUGCGCCACCACACCCAGCUUGCCUUCCUUCUUAAUUCAAUUCUGCACCUAGUAUGUACCAGGGAGCGGGACAAACAAGGCCCAGCCCUCACCGCCAGGCACCUCCCAACCCCAGCCUUGUUCUAAUAAAUUUCCCUUCACCUUUGG
Messenger RNA from Ictidomys tridecemlineatus (thirteen-lined ground squirrel), 6018 nucleotides. The record is from RefSeq and is a predicted model, not a curated record. Lineage: Eukaryota; Metazoa; Chordata; Mammalia; Rodentia; Sciuridae.